CUGGACAACGGCGAGCCGUGCAUCGAGGUGGAGUGCGGCGCCAACCGCGCGCUGCUCUACGUGCGCAAACUCUGCCAAGGCAGCAAGGGUCCGUCCAUCCGCCACCGCGGGGAGUGGCUCACACCCAACGAGUUCCAGUUCGUCAGCGGCCGAGAGACGGCCAAGGACUGGAAGCGCAGCAUCCGCCACAAAGGAAAAAGUCUGAAGACGCUUAUGUCCAAGGGGAUUCUGCAGGUGCACCCUCCGAUCUGCGACUGUCCCGGCUGUCGAAUAUCCUCCCCGGUGAACCGGGGGCGGCUGGCUGACAAGAGGACAGUUGCCCUCCCCACUGCACGGGUCCUAAAGAAGGAGCUGACCCCCAGCUUCUCGCCCAGUGAUGGUGACAGCGAUGGGAGUGGCCCAGCCUGUGGGCGGCGACCAGGCUUGAAACAGGAGGACACCCCACGUGUCCGUAUCAUGAAGAGAAGAGUCCACACCCACUGGGACGUGAACAUCUCCUUCCGAGAGACGUCCUGCAGCCAGGACAGUGACCUGCCCACCCUCAUAUCCAGUGUCCAUCGAAGCCGCCACCUCGUUAUGCCAGAGCAUCAGAGCCGCUGUGAAUUCCAGAGAGGUGGUGUGGAGAUAGGCCUGGGAGCCUCAGGUGACCUGUUGGGCAAGAGGCUAGGCCGCUCCCCCCACAUCAGCAGUGACUGCCCAUUGGAGAAAAAGGCACGAAGCAAGUCGCCCCAAGAGACUCUGUUGCUGCCAGAACUAGGGCCCAGCAUGGCCCCUGAGGAUCACUACCGCCGGCUUGUGUCUGCCCUGAGUGAGGCCAGCACCUUUGAGGACCCCCAGCGUCUCUACCACCUGGGCCUCCCCAGCCACGAUCUCCUGAGGGUCCGGCAGGAGGUGGCGGCAGCAGCUGUGAGGAGCCCCAGUGGCCUGGAAGUCCACCUGCCUUCAUCCACGGCAGGUCAGCGUCGAAAGCAGGGCCUGGCUCAGCACCGAGAGGGCACCAUGCCAGCUGGCACCCCAUCCUUCUCAGAGAGGGAGCUGUCGCAGCCGCCCCCCUUGCUGUCACCCCAGAAUGCCCCGCACAUCGCCCUGGGCCCUCACCUCAGGCCCCCCUUUUUGGGGGUGCCCUCGGCUCUUUGCCAGACCCCAGGUUACGGGUUCCUGCCCCCUGCCCAGGCGGAGAUGCUGGCCAGGCAGCAGGAGCUCCUGCGGAAGCAGAACCUGGCCCGGCUGGAGAUGUCUGCAGAGCUGCUGCGUCAGAAGGAGCUGGAGAGCGCGCACCGGUCUCAGCUGCUGGCGCCCGAAGCCGCCCUGCGCCCGUCGGAGGGCGCCGAAGAGUUGCAGCGGCGCGGGGCCAUGCUGGUGCUGAGACACAGCUCCGCGCCGCUGCUGGCCCUGCCCCCCCAGGGACCCCCAGGCCCCGGCCCACCCACCCCUCCCCGGGAGCCCGUCCGCCGAGCCCUUCGGAAGGGGGGCCCCAGCCCUGCCUCAGCCCACUCCAGUGAGUCCAAGGAGACCACGGGGGCCGGGUUCUGGGCACAAGAUGGCUCUGAGGAUGAGCCCCCCAAGGAUUCAGAAGGCGAGGACCCUGAGAUGGUGGCUGCUGGGGGCCAGGGCCCCAACCUGGGCCAAGCCCCAACUGGAGGGGCCAGCCCUGAGGGGAAGGGGCUUCUCUCAGGGUCCAUGCUGCCCCCUCCACUGCCCCUGGGCUUACCCUACGCCGUCAGCCCCUACUUCCACACAGGCACCAUGGGGGGACUCUUCAUGGAUGGAGAGGAGGCCACCGCCCCUGAGGACCUCAGCAAGUGGACAGUGGACGAUGUCUGCAGCUUUGUGGGGGGCCUGUCCGGCUGUGGAGAAUAUGCACCGGUAUUCAGAGAACAGGGGAUCGAUGGGGAGACCUUGCCCCUGCUGACCGAGGAGCACCUCCUGACCACCAUGGGGCUGAAGCUAGGGCCUGCUCUCAAGAUCCGGGCCCAGGUGGCCAAGCGCCUAGGCCGAGUCUUCUACAUGGCCAGCUUUCCUGUGGCUUUGCCGCUGCAGCCACCAACACUGCGGGCCCCAGAGCGGGAGCUCACCUCUGGGGAGCAGCCCCUGUCCCCAAUAACGGCCCCCUCCCCCUAUGGGGGGGGGCACCCCCAUGCUGGCCAAGCCUCGCCCAAGCAAGAGAAUGGAACUGUGGCUCUGCUCCCAGGCCCCGCAGAACCCCCCCAGCCUCUGUGCUGAACUGGUGGGUGAGCCACCCUGACCCCUAAGUCCUUCAGUGCCAGCAGCUGAUGGUGCUGACCCACCCCACAGCUUACUUGCGUUUUGGAUUUGGAUGCAAAAACACAAAGAAUUUUUAAAAGGAAAAUGUGACUUAA
Molecule: messenger RNA, 2360 nt
Organism: Odobenus rosmarus divergens (Pacific walrus)
Lineage: Eukaryota; Metazoa; Chordata; Mammalia; Carnivora; Odobenidae
Gene: SAMD11
Product: sterile alpha motif domain containing 11
Exons: 14
Coding region: 214-2223 (669 amino acids)
Biological process (GO): positive regulation of transcription by RNA polymerase II
Molecular function (GO): protein binding; RNA polymerase II cis-regulatory region sequence-specific DNA binding; DNA-binding transcription activator activity, RNA polymerase II-specific
Source: RefSeq, a predicted model, not a curated record